Molecule: messenger RNA, 1167 nt
Organism: Verticillium nonalfalfae
Lineage: Eukaryota; Fungi; Ascomycota; Sordariomycetes; Glomerellales; Plectosphaerellaceae
Exons: 3
Coding region: 1-1167 (388 amino acids)
Biological process (GO): protein N-linked glycosylation
Cellular component (GO): Golgi membrane
Molecular function (GO): glycosyltransferase activity
Source: RefSeq, a predicted model, not a curated record
AUGCACCAGGUCUUGGGCCUGCAUCAUGGUCGCACGGUCGUCGCCUCCAUCGGCGCCUUGGUCUUCAUCCUUUUCGUGCUUGGCUUAGCCCACUAUCAAAGCUUCGAGUUCCCCGCCUUCCCCGGGCAGAACACCAUCAACCCCUACGCGCUCUCCAAGCCCAAGCCAGGGGAGGAGGCUGGCGCCGACGGGCUCACCGCCAGUGAUAUCGUCAAGCUCCAGGCCUUCUACCUGGAGCAAAUUGUCAAGCCAUCCAUCAAGCCCACCGAUCCCGUCUACCGGCCGUCGGGCGCCUUUGAAUGGAAGCUCCCCAAGCACAUCGGCUGGCCGGAGCCUCUCGGCAAGGACCUCGUCAUCCUCGACAUGGACAGCCGCCCUCUCAACAAGACGGGCGAGAUCUUUGGCAACCAGACCCUCAGCUGGGAUAACACGACCGCCAUCCACGGACCGUCUCUCGGCAUUCUCCAGCACUGGCUCUAUGCCAAGAUCCAUGGAUACAGGUACUACUACAUCCAGACGGGCACUUUCCCUGAUCGUCGCGACUCGUGGAAGAAACCCACCAUCAUCGGAAGAGUCACGUCCAAAUACAAGACCUCUGUGUUUGCCGACUCGGACGCCAUCUUCAACCACCUGGACCUGCCCUUUGAAUGGCUGCUCAACUACUGGGACAUCAAGAACGAGACGGACGCUCUGACGCUGGCGACUGACCCGAAAGCGAAGCACAACCGUGACGAGAAGGGCAAGCUAUAUGCCAACACGGGCUUCAUCAUCACGCAAAACAUCCCCGUCACCUACGACAUAAUGAAGGACUGGUCCGAAUGCGCCGACGUCGGCGGCAAAUUCCCCAACUGCACCGACUACCGCGACAAGGCCGGCGGCCAUCCCUCUGACCAGGGCGGAUUCGGUAACUACAUCCGCUACGCGUACAACGAGAGUGUGAAGGAGCUCCCGUGCGCCGAGGCCAAUGGGUUCCCCGAAGACAGGUCCGAGUGCAAGGGCACCUUCAUCAAGCACUUGUGGACAGGCAAGAAUACUCACCUGAAGGUCGCGAUUGGCAGCAUGAUCCCUGGCCGUUUCCUCCAAAUCUUUCACGACCAGAUGUUGAGUGAGAAGGAGACCUUCUACUUGACAGAGGAUCAAAUCAUGCAGGAGAGCUGGACUGGCUGA